UCUCCAAAUCUGGCAUCUCCACUACCAACACUGGGCAUUAUGUGCAGUUACGAGGUCGAUAACUCUUUUGGAGAAAACCACACUCGUUGCCCUCUUCCCAGUUGGGUAACAGACGGACAGGGUUGUAUCAUCGUUCCGCUUCGUAAGAUUCUCGAAGAGAGAUUGCUUGAGGUGUUUGCUAAGGAUAAAACAGGCUGCACUUUCCUGCAAGCAAACUACCCUGAAGAGGGCACCGCGGACAGGGAACUGCUUGUGAAAGACAUGCCUACUUCUUUCCAGUCACUCUGUAGCGAUGUAUUCGGCAACUUCUUCGUACAGUGCGCUAUUCAAAAUGCUACUGUACAAGAACAGAGGUGGAUCAUAAGUCAUCUCCUUGGUCGGAAGCUCUAUCCAAUGUGUCUAAACCGUUAUUCAUGCCGUGUGAUACAGAAAGUGAUCGAGUGUUUGCCUGAGGACCUGAAGAGCCUGCUUAUGCUAGAGCUACACAAUUGCGAUUUGGUGACCCUGUGUAUCGACCAAAAUGCAAAUCACGUCGUACAAAAGAUAAUGACGUCGUUUACUCUUUCUCACUGGCAGUUCGUGGUGGAGUACUUUGUUAAUAAUCGUGAAGAGCUCUUUAGCGUUGCUGAAGACAAGUAUGGUUGCCGUGUGAUACAGUUGGUGAUUUCCAUUACAUAUGCUAUCUUAUGUCGUUCACCAUUGCUUGAAAAACUGAUGGAUCAUGUAGUUUCAAACUGUGAAAGACUAGCAUCGAACGAAUUUGCAAACUAUGUCAUCCAACACGUCAUAAAGGCAGGAACUCUGUCAGAUUAUCGUGAUAAACUAAUAGAGGAAUGCCUGUUGAGAAAUCUUUUGUCUUUGUCUCAAGAGAAGUAUGCAUCUCACGUGGUUGAGAAGGCUUUUGAAUUCGCUCCUCCUGUACUGCUGGCCGAAAUGAUGGAUGAGAUAUUUGAUGGAUACAUACCACACCCGGAGACCAAGAAGGAUGCCUUGGACAUAUUGUUAUUCCAUCAGUAUGGAAAUUAUGUCGUCCAGCGCAUGCUUGACAUUUGCUGCGAAGCUAUUCGAGCGAAAAGAUACUCGUCUGGAAAGAAGAUUUUGAACGCUUUACAACAACUAAACGAAUGUGCCGUUCCAACAACUCCUAGCCGCUAUCGUCGGUCAUGUGUGCAGACAUCUGUGCCCUCCAAAUAUCGUUGA
Molecule: messenger RNA, 1200 nt
Organism: Angiostrongylus costaricensis
Lineage: Eukaryota; Metazoa; Nematoda; Chromadorea; Rhabditida; Metastrongylidae
Source: the annotation of a GenBank genome assembly